UCUGUACACAUUCAGGUGUAUUAUUUAUUAUGUAGACAUUGCACCUCUGCAUUCAUGUAACACAGGUCAUGGAGGAAGGCCAUGAAUGAAGGAACGCUAUCUCUUCGGUUUAUAUCGGUGGACUUGGAGCUGUUUGGCUGUCCAUAAGUUAUACAACACUUGAAGGAAUCAUGCGAUUGCGAGCACAAGUCUACUCCAACAGGUAGCAGCUGUCUAACGGACUAGUCAAGCGAAGUGAUGAGGUUGUCUGGAGCGGUCGUGCUGGUGUUGAUCAGCGCGGCCUGUCAUGGCUAUGAGGCGCACGUGUUGGUGGAGGGCGUGCCGCUGGAGCUGUGGGGGCUGGAGGAGGGGGCAGAGCCCUGGGACGCCCUGAGGGAGCUGGGGGCCGAGAUGCACCGCGCCUUCAAACACGCCGUGGGCGGCGAAGUCAGCAAUGAGAUCUCGGAGGGUGUGGACAUGGCGGUGCGUCUGGGCCUAUCGCUGGUGAGCGAGGUGCGGGACUCGAGCGAGGGCGUGUGGGAGCAGAUCUCGGAGGAGGCGGAGCGGCUGGCCAGCCAGCUGGAGGAGGAGACGCGGCGGCGCGUGGUGGCCAUCGAGAGCCACGCCGAGGCCUACGCCAGCGAGGUGCGGCGUAAGAUCGACCAGAACCUGCUGGAGAUCCAGAGGAACACGGUGCCCGUGGUGCACACCUUCCGCGGACAGCUGGAGCAGACCGCCCUCAACAUCCGCAAGAGCGCCCAGUCACUCCUCGGAGGCUUCGCCACACUCUGGGAGUCCGAGUGAAGAAGACAUUGGGUCUUUCUCAAAACCUA
Molecule: messenger RNA, 812 nt
Organism: Engraulis encrasicolus (European anchovy)
Lineage: Eukaryota; Metazoa; Chordata; Actinopteri; Clupeiformes; Engraulidae
Product: apolipoprotein A-IV-like
Exons: 5
Coding region: 238-783 (181 amino acids)
Source: RefSeq, a predicted model, not a curated record